Molecule: messenger RNA, 1164 nt
Organism: Scedosporium apiospermum
Lineage: Eukaryota; Fungi; Ascomycota; Sordariomycetes; Microascales; Microascaceae
Exons: 5
Coding region: 1-1164 (387 amino acids)
Biological process (GO): SNARE complex disassembly; intracellular protein transport
Cellular component (GO): vacuolar membrane; SNARE complex
Molecular function (GO): soluble NSF attachment protein activity; syntaxin binding
Source: RefSeq, a predicted model, not a curated record
AUGAGCUCAACCAUUUACCAUGCCAUGAACUCAGUUGCCUGGCUCAAGAAGAACUGUUGCGAGCUCAUAGGUAUUGGCCAGCAUUAUGUCGACUUCGCCAACGGGGUCAGUGGCCAUCAUAGGCACAUGCUAGCAUUCUUGGAAACGAUGUUGGCUAGUCAAUUCAACUUCCACAGCAACUUGCUCAUGCAGCACGAAGCACAGUCAACUCUGGCCAUCUCAAAGGCGUCCCAGAAUAUCGCGGCGGCGAGCCAAAAAGAUGCUCUAUCCAUGAAGACAGUAUCAUAUCUCACGUUUGUGCAGGCAAACAAGACGCUGGCCAGUGCCUCGAGCGGCUUCAGUUUCUUCGGCGGACGAGAGACUAAGUAUCAGGAUGCUGCGGAUCUUUUCAUCCAGGCGGCGAAUUCGUUCAAGAUGCAGAAGCAGCUGAGGGAGGCGGGCCAGGCGUUCGAGCAGGCGGCGGAGAUCCAGACCAAGUACCUCAACGAUCCCGACGAUGCGGCCAAUACCAUGGUCGAUGCGUUCAAGUCCUACCGAACUGUCGAUGCCGAUGCCGCUAGCAGAUGUCUCGAUGUUGCCGUACAGCGAUACUGCGUGAAGGGUAACUUCCGACGGGCCGCGACACACAAGGAGAGCCUUGGUGAUCUGUACGAGAACGAACUGAAUGAUAACAACAAGGCUAUCGAGUGUUACGAAGCUGCGGCUGGGUGGUAUGAAGGUGACAACGCUAUUGCCCUCGCAAAUAAGCUUUGGCUCAAGGUUGCCGACCUCGCAGCCCUAGAAGGGGAUUACCACAAGGCAAUCGGGAACUUCGAAAAGGUCGCCAAGGCAUCCGUCAGCAACAACCUCAUGAAGUACUCUGUAAAAGACUACUUCCUCAAGGCUGGAAUCUGCUACCUUGCCACCGGCGAUCUUAUUGCCGCUCAACGCGCCAUAGGCGGCUACGCCGAACUAGAUCCGGGUUUCGCUUCUCAACGGGAAAACCUGCUGCUCAACGACAUCUUGGCUUCUGUUCAAGCGGGUGACCCUGAGGACUUUGCCGACAAGCUUUACAUGUACGACCAGGUUAGCAAGCUGGACAAGUGGAAGACGACGAUAUUACUGAGGGUGAAGAACAAUAUUGUCAAGGCGGAAGAUGAGGGUGGUGAUGAUGAGUUUGCUUAG